Molecule: messenger RNA, 1158 nt
Organism: Talaromyces rugulosus
Lineage: Eukaryota; Fungi; Ascomycota; Eurotiomycetes; Eurotiales; Trichocomaceae
Exons: 1
Coding region: 1-1158 (385 amino acids)
Biological process (GO): putrescine biosynthetic process
Molecular function (GO): protein-arginine deiminase activity; agmatine deiminase activity
Source: RefSeq, a predicted model, not a curated record
AUGGCCUUCCAUCGCGCAGCAGCAGCGUCGUCUUUCCUGCGACCUGCAGAAUGGACUCGCCACUCACACUGUAUUCUCGCCUGGCCGGGCCUCAACAACCCUACAUUCCAAACCCCAGCAUCCCUAACAGCCGCAACAAACGAAGUAUCUGCGUUGGCCCGCGCAAUCGCUGCGUUUGAGCCAGUUACUCUAGUUGUCGGUCAGGAGCGACUUGAUGAGGCACGUGAACUGUUUAGCACUGGCUUGGCCACUAGCGGCUCGUCCGCUGCGACUGAGAAGUAUAAAAUUAGGAUUCAUCCCGUUCGAGAGGAUGAUAUGAAUCUAUGGAUGAGAGAUAUUGCGCCUACGUUUACUGUUUUACGGCAAUUUUCAGCACGAGAAGAAGAAGGCAAGCUGGUUGGGGUGGAUUUCAACUUUAACGGUUGGGGAAAUCGGCAUGCUACAGCUGGAACGGUCACUUUGGCGAAGACGCUUCUGAAUGAUAUGAAAAUUGCGCGUGAAAAUGCGAGUAUCGUCACGGAAGGAGGCGCACUGGAAAUCGACGGUCAGGGGACCUUGCUGGCAACGGAAAGCUCGAUAAUCAACGAAAAUCGAAACCCUGGCAAAGACAAAAAGGAAAUUGAGCAAGACCUAAAACGUUACUUGGGUGUUUCGAAAGUGCUAUGGGUUCCUGGUGUCAAGAGUGCCGAUAGCACGGAUUGCCAUAUCGAUGCUCUAGCGAGAUUCGCGCGGCCUGGCCUGAUACUUCUCAGUCGACCCACAGGACCCAGAGCCAAAACCGUGUGGAUGAAAGUAUACGAAGAGACGAGAGAAAUCCUUCUAAAGGAGUCAGAUGCAACAGGGCAAAGUCUCCAGGUCAUCGAUAUACCCGAACCAGACAUGGAUUGUUUGGGGUUGGAUAAAGAAACCAUGGAUGAAGUGGUGUCUGGUGGUGAAUGGUCGCCAGUAAUGAGCUAUGUGAAUUAUUAUCUGCCCAAUGACGGGCUUAUCGUUCCCAAGUUUGGUGACGAGCAGGCUGAUGCCAACGCUUUUGAAAUUUUGAAGGCCGUGUUUGGUGAGAAGAGGGAGAUGCGGCAAGUCUAUAUUAAUGAGCUGCCUUUGCAAGGGGGCGGGGUUCAUUGUGCGACGCAACAAGUUCCCUUGGCUCAUGAGGGAUAA